AACGCCAACAUUCCAUGGACCUAUACUCGAGGAGUUGGCUCAAGACAGUAGCCCCAUUUCCCAACGAGGCGUUAUGAAGGUGCUUGCGAUUGCUCUAAUCUUCACGCUGGUGUGUGGCGUUAUGGCCACCGCAUCUCUCAAUGAAGACAAAAGUGAAGUCGCCCACUUGAGAGUUCGACGAUGGGGAUUUGGCUGUCCGUUCAACCAGCGCGCGUGCCACCGCCACUGUCGCAGCAUUCGGCGCCGGGCAGGUUACUGCGGCGGCAGGUUCAAGGUGACCUGCAUCUGCGUGCGUCGCUAACGAACUGCGCGAGACAACGACACCAGAUAUAUAUUAAACAAUGGACGUGUGAUGAGCCCAAGCAACUACAGGAGUUCCAUUUAUGCAAGCGUAUUUACCUGCGACAGGUGAAAAGUUGACAACACACUGAGUUUUCAGCUAAAUAUGCACCUGUGGGCAUUGUCA
This is a messenger RNA of Dermacentor silvarum, 466 nucleotides long. RefSeq names its product defensin-like. The transcript has 4 exons. Bases 74 to 301 code for a protein of 75 amino acids. The record is from RefSeq and is a predicted model, not a curated record. Gene Ontology annotation, biological process: defense response. Lineage: Eukaryota; Metazoa; Arthropoda; Arachnida; Ixodida; Ixodidae.